This is a messenger RNA of Rhea pennata, 981 nucleotides long. RefSeq names its product fibroblast growth factor 20 (gene FGF20). Gene Ontology annotation, cellular component: cytoplasm. The transcript is spliced from 4 exons. NCBI's taxonomy places the organism in Eukaryota, Metazoa, Chordata, Aves, Rheiformes, Rheidae. The coding region runs from base 1 to 981 and encodes 326 amino acids. Gene Ontology annotation, molecular function: fibroblast growth factor receptor binding; growth factor activity. Gene Ontology annotation, biological process: fibroblast growth factor receptor signaling pathway; cell differentiation; positive regulation of cell population proliferation. The record is from RefSeq and is a predicted model, not a curated record.
AUGGUGGAUUUUUGGGUCCCACCACAUGACAGGCUCCUGUUAUCUGAAAGAGGAAGGUGCGAGGAGAGGGGGAGCGCGGUUUACAAUUUCAAACGCAGCCUCCCCGCGGAGGGCCGCAUUAGCAUAUGUCAGGGGGACCGCCGUAUGCAUAUAUACACGCGCGGGGCGUGUAAACACCACCCCGCCGCCCGGCUUCCCUUGGCGCGGCUCGGCUCGGCUCGGCGCGGCUCGGCUCGGCGCGGCCCCGCCGGCUCCCCACGCGCGGGGCGCCGCCGCGCCCCCCACAUGCCCAGCCCGGCAGGCGCUGCCCGCCGCCGCGCCCGCUCGCCCCGCGCCCCCAUGGCUCCGCUGGCCGAGGUGGGGGGCUUCCUGGGCGGCCUGGACGGCCUGGGGCAGCCCGUGGGCGCCCACUUCCUGCUGCCGCCCGCCGGCGAGCGCCCGCCGCUGCUGGGCGAGCGCCGGGCGGCGGCGGAGCGGGCGGCCCGCGGCGGCGGCGCGGCGGCGGCGGCGGAGCUGGCGCACUUGCAGGGCAUCCUGCGGCGGCGGCAGCUCUACUGCCGCACCGGCUUCCACCUGCAGAUCCUGCCCGACGGCAGCGUGCGCGGCACCCGCCAGGACCACAGCCUCUUCGGUAUCCUAGAAUUCAUCAGUGUGGCGGUGGGACUGGUCAGCAUUAGAGGAGUGGACAGUGGCCUUUACCUUGGAAUGAAUGAGAAGGGAGAACUCUAUGGAUCUGAGAAACUAACUUCUGAGUGCAUCUUCAGGGAGCAGUUUGAGGAAAACUGGUACAACACUUACUCAUCCAAUGUGUACAAACAUGGAGAUUCAGGGCGGCGAUACUUCGUAGCACUUAACAAAGAUGGUACCCCCAGAGAUGGGGCGAGGUCUAAAAGACACCAGAAAUUCACACACUUCCUGCCCAGGCCCGUGGAUCCCGAAAGAGUUCCAGAACUGUACAAGGAUGUGUUGGGAUACAGCUGA